UUGCAUUAAAUAUAGCAAAAGUGUGUAAACAAAGAGGAAAGUCCCAUGAAAGUUUCAGUUAAGUCAGUUUCUCAACGUUUCCCCUAACCUUUUCUUUUACUUUUUAUAUUCAGUGCAAUAUAUGAGUCUGUGCACUGUCACAGACCAAAUGUGGGGAACACCAGCAUCACCAUUAUCACUCUCACCUCAUCUGCCUUCUUUUCCAAUCUAAUCAACACCUUCUCUCCCUCCUUCAAUGGUGUUACUCAAGCAGUCUGCACAUUAAUCAGGUAUGCCUUUUUCUCAUUCAAUCUGUUUUCCAACUUUGGUCUUAGUAUGAGAUGUAGAGGAAGUGCAGAGUGAAGAUGACAGCAAGAGGUUGUUCUAGUUUGCCUUCUGUGUGUCACCGUAUGUAGUUCAAGUAAAACAGGAAGGAACAAAUGGAAGAUUCAAUUGUCUUAUUCUUUCUUUGUCUUCUGUUUGUUUUACUUCCUCAAUCCAUUUUCUGUGCUUCCUUUACUCCUCUAGAUGGGUUUUUCAUUGACUGUGGGGGAAGUAACCCAACAAAAUUCGAUGAUUCUCGGGUUUUUAAACCCGAUACUAGUAUUCCAGAUGUGAGAUUUCCGGCUUCUUCAGACGUUAUUUCUGUGGCUGGGUUGGACAGUUCCAGUAGCCCAACUCUGUUUGAUUCUGCUCGGGUUUUUACGAGAAUCUCAGUCUAUACUGUUAGGACCAGGCAGAUUGGUCGGCAUUGGCUGAGAUUGCAUUUUUCCCCUGUUCAGAAUUCACAUUAUGAUUUGAAUUCUGCAGUUUUCUCAGUUGUAGCAAAUGGAAUCACUCUGCUUCAUGGAUUCUCCUUCUCAAAAUCCAGUGCAGGGUCCUCCCAUCUACUGAAAGAGUAUGUCAUUGAGGUUGAAGGUUCGAGCUCAAAAGAUCUGGUGCUGACAUUUUCUCCAUGGAAUGGUUCGGCUGCAUUCAUCAAUGGAAUUGAAAUUGUAUCCAUGCCAAAGGAUUUUUUCCCUUCCAGUAUUGUCCCUGUUCCUCUGGGACCUGAAGUUGUGAUCUCAUCACAAAUAGCUUUUGAAACUGCAUUCAGAGUAAAUAUGGGGGGUCCUCUUCUGUCUCCCAAGAAUGAUUCACUGUGGAGGACAUGGGAACCAGAUCAGCCUUAUAUACUCAAUCCUGCUUGUGCCCGCAAGGUUUUCAUCAAUCCAAAUUUAGUCAAAUACCCUCCUGGAGAAUCAGUUGAGAUUGCACCAAAUUGGGUUUAUGCCACAGCACAAGAAAUGGCAGAUGCGAAUGUAACUGAGCAGAGGUUUAACAUUUCAUGGGCAUUUCAAGUUGAAGAGGGUUUCAGUUAUCUCAUCCGACUGCAUUUCUGUGACAUUGUCAGUAUGGUUCUUAACAGCUUAAUCUUCAAUGUCUACAUCAACAAUCAAUCUGCACUGAACUCCUUCGAUCUUUCUAGCAAGACUAUGGCAUUAUCAUCUGCAUACUACAUAGACUUCAUCACUGAUGUUUCCAAGGGCUCGAAUCAGGUUCUGCUUCAAGUAGGUCCUCCCAAUUUAAGAAAUCUCCCCAGCAAUGCCAUUCUAAAUGGGUUGGAGAUCAUGAAGAUGAGCAAUCCAAGUCAGAGUCUAGAUGGAAAUCUUGGAGUCUUGUAUAACAAUUCAAAAAACUCCGAGAAGAAAAUAUGGGUUGUUCUGGCAAUCUCCUGCUUUUCAGCAGGUUUUGUGGUUUUGGUUGUUAUCUUGCUUGCUUUCUUCCUGUAUCUGAAGCAUCCAAAGAAGUCUGAAGAUCCCACCUCCACAUGGCUGCCGCUUCCUACACAUGUGGGCAACUCCGAUUCCAAAGUCUCCAUCUGCAGCUUUGCUUCAACCGCACAGUCUCAUGGUUUGGGCCGGAUCCUGUCAUUCUCAGAAAUCCGAGAAGCCACGAAGAACUUUGAUGAAAGUUUGGUCCUUGGAGUGGGAGGAUUUGGAAAAGUUUACAAGGGUGUACUGGAUAAUGGGGUUAUGGUUGCAGUAAAGCGUGGGAAUCCAGGAUCCCGGCAAGGCCUAACAGAAUUCCGGACAGAAAUUCUGAUGCUUUCCAGGCUCCGGCACCGUCAUCUGGUUUCUUUAACAGGAUACUGUGAAGAACAGAACGAGAUGAUCCUUGUUUACGAGUACAUGGCCAGAGGUCCCCUCCGGAAACACCUUUACGGCUCCAAUCUUCCCCCACUUUCCUGGAAACAGAGGCUUGAAAUUUGCAUCGGAGCUGCAAAAGGGCUGCACUACCUUCACACCGGAGCAGCAGACAUCAUCAUCCACCGCGACGUGAAGACGACCAACAUCCUUCUUGAUGAGAAUUUCACAGCCAAAGUGGCAGACUUUGGAUUGUCAAAAUUAGGCCCUUCUCUGGAUCAGACCCAUGUAAGCACCGCAGUCAAAGGAAGCUUCGGUUAUCUUGAUCCCGAGGUGAGAGUAAUAGUACGGAGGUAAUGUAGUUUCAUGCCUGUAUUCAUAAGUAAAAUUAUCUUUUAUAC
Messenger RNA from Rubroshorea leprosula, 2506 nucleotides. Lineage: Eukaryota; Viridiplantae; Streptophyta; Magnoliopsida; Malvales; Dipterocarpaceae. The record is from the annotation of a GenBank genome assembly.